Messenger RNA from Brassica rapa (field mustard), 5415 nucleotides. RefSeq names its product protein ROLLING AND ERECT LEAF 2. Lineage: Eukaryota; Viridiplantae; Streptophyta; Magnoliopsida; Brassicales; Brassicaceae. The record is from RefSeq and is a predicted model, not a curated record.
CUCCCUGCACAAAUUUUUGAAAUAAUAAUUAAAUUACUUUCUUAUCGAAAACGAUGCAACCAAGACAAACUUUCUCUCUCUCUCUAACCCAUUUGUGCAAAAUCUAAUUUUCUUCCUCAGAUUUGUCUGAACGAAACUCGCUUUAUCAGGUUUCUCCUUCAAUAAGCAUUUUUGGAUUCGUCCGCCCCCUUCCCCAUUAAGUGAUUCGCCAACUACCUUCAAUAAGCGUGCUGAAAACUACUGCUCACUCUGUUUCUUCUUGGAGGCAAAUUUUUUAUUUUUUUUUUUAAACUCAAAGCUUAUCUUUUUUUUUUUUUCUUCACAUGGGUUCUUUAGUUCCUUUAGUUUCGUAACCAUUUUGAGAGUUUUCCGGGUAAAAAGUUUCGAUUUUUAUAUCGAAGAAAAUAUGUCUCCUUCGAUUCUGGAGAAGAUGGGAUGCUCAAACUCAAAAGAAGCAUCGACGAAGAAGAAGAAGAACGAGCCGCUUCUCUUAUGUAAAGAGAGGAAGAGAUUCGUCAAACAAGCCAUUGAUUCCAGAUGCGCUCUCGCCGCCGCACACGUGUCCUACGUCCGUUCCCUCCGUAACAUAGGAGCUUGUCUCCGUCAGUACGCCGAGGCUGAGACUGUAGCUGCUGUGGCUUCAUCCCCUUCUCACAACUCCUCUUCUUACCCUGACGACGACGACGACGGCGACUCGGUUGACUCGCCGUUGAGUCACAACACUAAGCCUAAACCUGUUUUGAGUCUAAGCUACACGAAGUCGGCUAACUCUACAGUGACUUACACGAUGAACCCUCUCGACAUGUCGGAGUUAUCUCCUCCUCCGCCGCCGCCGCCGCUGCGUCCUCGCCGGCCAGAGACGUCUUCUUGGGACUACUUCGACACUUGCGACGAGUUCGAUAGCUUUAGACUGACUGAUAACGCAUCACUUAUAGGAUUAGAGAAGCAGAGUAAACAGAGUAAUGCAGAGGAUUUCAAAACAGAGCAGAGGAAACAGAGCUCUGAAGAUGAAGGUGAAAGAGAGGAUCCAUCAGAGUUUAUUACACACAGAGCUAAAGACUUUGUGUCUAGCAUGAAAGAUAUAGAGCACAAGUUCUUCAGAGCUUCUGAGUCUGGUAAAGAGGUUUCGAGGAUGCUUGAAGCUAACAAAAUCAGAGUCGGAUUCGCUGAUACCACCACAGGAAAAGGAAACUCAGUAGCGUUUCUCUCAGCUUUGAAGCGAGCUUGUUGUAGAGGGAAGAAGAGUCACUCACCUGUUUUUAAAGAGCCAUUGCACCAACAAGUCACUAAAGUUAUAGUGUGGAAGAGAACAUCGUCUUCAAGAUCCUCCACUUCUAGAAAUCCGUUGAUAGAAGAAGAUCAUGAUGACAAUGAAAGUGGAAGUGACUUCACACAAGAGUUCUGUAUGAUCUCGGGAAGUCACUCUUCUUCACUUGAUCGGUUAUACGCUUGGGAGAGAAAACUAUACGAUGAAGUCAAGGCGAGUGAGAUGAUUAGGAAAGAGUAUGAUAAAAAAUGCGAGCAGUUAAGGAACCAGUUCACAAAGGAUCACAGUGCUAAAGCCAUGGAUAAGACAAGAGCAGCUGCAAAAGAUCUUCAUUCUAGAAUCAGAGUCGCUAUACAGUCCGUUGAUUCGAUUUCUAAGCGUAUUGAGAGGAUCAGAGAUGAAGAGCUUCAGCCUCAGCUCUUAGAGUUUCUCCAAGGGUUGAUAAGAAUGUGGAAAGCAAUGCUGGAGUGUCACCACUCGCAGUACAUUACCAUCUCACUGGCUUACCAUUGUCGGAACACGUCCAAAACUGGGCCUGAAAACGCUCUCAAGAGACGGAUUUGGUCAGAGCUUCUAGAGGAAACAGAGUGUUUUGGUCUAAGCUUUGCAGAUUUGGUCAACAGUAUGACUUCCUACGUUGAAGCUCUCAAUGGUUGGCUACACAACUGUGUUUUGCUCCCUCAAGAGCGUUCUACAAGAAACCGAAGACCGUGGUCCCCACGCCGUGUCCUGGCCCCGCCGAUAUUCGUCUUAUGCCGGGAUUGGUCGGCUGGGAUGAAGUCUCUGCCGUCAGAUGAACUCAGUAGGUCUAUCAAAGAGUUCUCAACGGAUAUGGAAAUGUUGGGCGAGGAGAAGGAGGAUUCGGUGCUGGUUUCUGAAGAUUUGUCGAGCGUGCAUUCGAGUUUGGCGAAGCUUCUAGAGAGAUUGAAGAAGUUUUCAGAAGCUUCUUUGAAAAUGUAUGAAGAUGUGAAGGUGAAAAGUGAAGAAGCUGUAGUUGCUUACACUAAUCAUUCUAAUUGUGGUAGACCAUUAUUGUAACUAUGGCUGGCAAAACUAAGUCAUUUUUUAUCUAGUAGACGUGCUAGGUUAUCUGAAUCGGCUGCUCCUGGACUAUGGUUGAUGUUAGAAAUCAUAAUUCUAGUAUAAAAUAGUUCUAAGAGAAAAAAAAAAAAUGUAGGAAAUGAUAGUUCUAAGAAAAAAAUCAUUUCGCUAGCACAUGUAUAGACGUCAAAGCAGAAGCAAGGUCGCGCAAGUGCAUGACACAGGGACUGUACGCAAACUUGUCGGAACACGUCCAAAACUGGGCCUGACACAGGGACUGUACGCAAUAGUCCUCACAAACUUCACCAUGGAGGCUGCCGCUCCUGUCAAGCAAAAUCACAGCACACCUUACUGUAUUUGCUUUGACGCAGGAAUGUACCAAACGAUUAGGAGCACUCCACCAUACUACGUACAACGUUCAGCCUCAUUUUUAUCAGCCUCCACUCUUUUGAUUGUCUCAUAUCCAUGCACCAGCAUUUAUUUGUUUAUUUUUAUACACACAGUGACACAACUAGGGUUCUUUAUAAAACGAUUAUAUAGUUUUCUAUAAUGGAAAACCAAUGAAAGUUCUUUUAUGGAGUAUAUAUUGUGCAAAUACUAAAAAACAUAGAUUAUAAAUUAUAAAUACGAUCAGUUUUUCGUUACAUUUUUAUUUGAUUAAGUAAUAUACGACCGAUUGUAAGUUCAGCGAAUUGGUUUGGAUUAUUGAACAAGAGGUUCUUUGGUAAAGUUUGAUCGGAAAUAUGUGGGUCACCAGGGAAAAAUAGUCAUAUAAUGGUCACGGUCAGGGAAUAUAGCUUUAAUUUGAUGUUUAUCCUGAUGAUCUCCAACUCCAAUGGUGGAGGAAGAGUUGACAUAUGUGACAGUCAACUAGCUUCUUUUGUUUUUAAAAUAUACUAAUAAUUUUUCGUGUAUGAUAAUUGAUAAGUGGCCACUACAUCACCAUGAUCUUGUCGAUAUAGUAUUACAAAAUAAUUUAAUUGCACUUAAUGAUUUGACUUGGAGAAAGUCCAUGACAAAUUAGGUUUGUCAUGGUAAUAUGAUUAUUAUAUAUGGCUUCUUUGGAUUAUAUAAUACUAAUAAUCACAAAACGUUAGGAAACAAUAACUAUCUAUUAGUUCAUAAGAUGGUGACAAAAAAAUUGUUCAUAAGAUAAUGACCUUGUGUGUCACCUUACAUAACUAUUUAUUUCAAUACAUAAACUCCAUAAUCAUUCUUUCAAUUUAAAGUGACUGGUUGGAAAUUAAGUGAUGGGAUUAUUAAGGUCUAACUUUCCAGUUUGUAUCGUGUGUGGAAUUACGUGUCCUUGCUAUAUUUCAGAUCUCUAACCACAAAUCUACGAAUAUUCUUUCGUAUUUUACAUUGCCGAUCAAGGAUAAAAUCUAUAUUUUGAAAGAAAAUAUAGAAAGUUCAGAUUAUAUAUUAGCUUACUUUAUCAGACGUGUGUUGGAGUUUAUCUCGAUAACUUUACAUUUAUUCCGUUAUGCUUUGGUUAGCAAUAGAUUAGAGAUCAGAUUAAAAAUAGGUUCUUUCUUUAGCUUUUGUCACUUGUCAGUCGUGGAGAACCGAGAGAUAGUGAUUUCCACGUAGGAUCCUACGUGUGUACACGCUAAAGUGGAUCCCAUAUAUUUUUGUUCUCUAAAUAACUGACCCCACAUUGGGUUUUUGAAGGGAGAUUACCUAAUAAGACAAUAAUACGAUUUCCAUUGAUUUUUAAGGAAAAAAAUAUUUUUAGGUAAUUAUUAACUUUCGGUUUUUAUGAUGUUUUUACUCGGUGCAAAAAGAUAAGAAAACUGUGCAAUGAAAUGAGAUGUGAGCGCAAUUUAUUGAUUUGAUUUUUUUUUUUAAACCAUUGUAUAAUUUGAGAUCUCUUCUUUCUUCCACAUUAAAACAAAAAAUGAUAAUCUUACAUCACAUUCUGACGAUGUUAUUUUAUAAAAAAAAGAAACAAAACAUUGUCAAAAGGAAUUUAAAAAGAGUUUAUAACAUAAAUGGUCACUUUACCAGUUUUUAUUAUACCCAAGAGCACAUUGUGCUACGAAGGCACUUUUUAGUGGUUAUAGACCUAUUUCUCCUUGAAAAAGUGAAACUAGAGAUGGGUAUCUAAGUAAUUUGACUUCUUGGCUGGUUACUUUGUUUCGGCAUUCGAAUUUUGAAAAAAUAAGUGAUUUGGUUGUGGGCCCAAGACGAAAUUAAUUUUUGCUUCAUAAUAAACAUUGGGUCCGUAAAAGGCAAAAAAAAAAAUUUUUGGUUUACUUUCACCCACAAACAAAAAUUACGGUUACGAUUGUUCGAUAAACUUAGAAGGUGUUUUCUGACGUCGGAGAAAUUGGAGACAGAGAAAAGGUUUAAUGACGAGGAGGAGGAGGGUAGCAGAAAGAGAAAACGGAAGAGGAGAACCGAGGAAGUGGUUUGUCUUUUGAUGAUGGAAAAAUUAAUGGAGUGAGACUAAUUGCAGAGGCACCGGAGCUGGAGAUGACGGACGACCGGUUGAUUGAUUGAGAAGCAGUUCGCGACGGACCGGUACCCAAGCAAGCGCAUGUAUGUGUAUUCAACUUUUGAUAACUUGAUUUGGUCCGUGUUGUGUUUUCAAUAGGAUUUGUCCUAUGUCUGGUUUUAAUUAUCUUGCGGCUCAGCUAUUACCAGGAAACAGGUGACCUCGUGAACUUCUGACUUCUAUAUAUGUCCUCUUAGUGAGUUUGUUUGCAUUUUGUUAUUGGGCAUUCUUGUUAAUAGUCGUGAAAGCUGCUAGAAAUGUGCCAGUUCACAAACAAUAAAGUUAGGUAUCUGCAUCAGAAAGUUUAUACAUUGAGCUUUCGAAUUUGUAAAACUUCUCUGGUUUUAACGGUUUCUAGAUUCUGUAGAAGAUCUUCUUUAACUGGUUACUGGUUACGCAUGUAUCCAAGAGGAAGUCCAGCAACAUUUUCAUUCUUAUGGGACAGUUAAUAGGUGUACACAUGGAUAGUUUGUAGGUGUACACAUGGACAGUUUGUAGUGUAUACAUGGACAGUUUGUAGUGUACACAUGGACAGUUUGUAUGAUUAUUUUGUUGUAAUGUAAUGUAAUGUGCAUAGAAUUUGCUAUGGAAUUUAUGGGAUUUGAAACUA